Molecule: messenger RNA, 5085 nt
Organism: Effrenium voratum
Lineage: Eukaryota; Dinophyceae; Suessiales; Symbiodiniaceae
Source: the annotation of a GenBank genome assembly
AUGGCGGCUCUGAGCAUCGUCGUGGGUGUGCAGGAGUACAUACAGGCCAUGGUGGACCGGAUCCCGGGCAUGAAGGUGUUGCUCUUGGACGAGGAGACCCUAGGCAUUAUCAGCAUGGUCUACUCGCAGAGUGACAUCCUUCAGCACGAGGUCUUUCUGACGGAGCGCUUGGAUGCGGAAACGUUCGCCUCCCAAGAGAAGAUGCGGCACAUGAACGCCGUGUGCUUCCUCAGGCCGGAGAACAAGAACUUUCUGAAGCUCUCGCAAGAGCUGAAGAACCCCAAGUACAACGAGUACCACCUCUUCUUCACCAACUCGGUGCCCCACGUCCGUCUGGAAGCCCUGGCGGCCUGCGACGAGCACGAGCUGGUGAAGCAGGUGCAAGAAUUCUUUGCGGAUGUCUACGCUAUCAACCACGACCUUUUCUCCUUGAAUCUGGAGUCUACGGUGCGACUUACAGAGGACCAGUCGAGAUGGACCUCUUUCCAUGAGAAGCUCUUCGAUCGAAUCAUCGAGGGGCUUCUGGCGACCUGUUUCACUCUCCGGAUGCUGCCUGCGAUCCGCUACACUGGGUCGUGCGAUCUUACACGAAAGCUUGCGCAUCAGCUUCAGACGCGGAUCCACGAAGAGCAGAGCCUCUUUGAUGGCAUCAUGAAGGCCCAGAAGGGCGAGCCUACGCCCGUCCUGCUGCUGUUCGAUCGCAGGAACGAUCCUGUGACUCCCUUGCUGCAGCAGUGGACCUACCAGGCAAUGGUCCAUGAGAUCCUGAAGCUGAGCAACAACCUGGUGGAGCUGAAGAAGGGGACAGCAGCGCCGGGGGGGCAGCAAGAGGUGGAGAAGAUCGUCAUGUCGCCACUGCAGGACCAAUUCUUUACAGACAAUCUGUAUUCCAACUUUGGCGACCUGGGCGUGAACAUCCGGAAGUAUGUCGAGAAGUACCAGAACGAGACAAAGAACACUGCCAAAAUUGAGUCCAUCGAGGAGAUGCAGCGCUUCGUGGAUGAGUACCCUGAGUUCCGGCGGAUGUCAGGCAAUGUGUCCAAGCAUGUGAACGUGGUUAGCGAGCUGUCCAAUCAGAUUGAGGCACACGCUCUUCUGGAGGCCUCGCAGCUGGAACAGGAGCUGGCGUGCGCGGAGAACCUGAAGGAGCACUACAAGGCCCUAGUAGAGCUUCUUCAGAUGCCGAAGAUCACGCGCAUGGAAGGUCUGCGGCUCGUCCUCCUCUUUGCUUUGAGGUACGAGAACGAGCACCACUCCAUCGCGCAGCUUAAGGAGCAGCUCCGCAUAAAGGGCGUGGGAGAGGACCAAAUGGGGCUCGGCCUCAUCGACCUGCUGUUGCGCCACGCCGGCUCGCAAGUGCGCAACAGCGACCUCUUCCAAAACAAAUCCUUCCUGCAAUUGGCCAAGAGCACGUUGACCAACAGCUUCAAGGGCGUGGAGAAUGUCUACACGCAGCACAAGAGCCACAUCUCCACAGUGGUAGACUCCCUGAUGAAGGGCCGACUCAAGGAGACCUGCUAUCCCUACAUGCAGAGCAAAGGCGGCACCACGGUGGGCAAAGACCCGCCCCGGCGAGCGGUGAUCUUCGUAGUGGGCGGCUGCACCUAUGAGGAGGCCCGGGACGUCGCCGAGCUGAACAAGCUGGCGGAGGGCAGUUUCAGGCCGUGGCUGGAUCCCAAGCCAGAUCCAGACUUCCCGGGCAACGAGGUUUCGUUCACCGCAUCCAUCGAGUGCCGAUGUCAUGAUGACUUCCUCCAGCACGUCGCCUUCAAUUUCACCUGGUUCAGCGAUGGCGGUGAGAUUGCUGCGCCCGUGGCCACUGGCCCUUUGGCGGCCGAAAGCUGGCAGAAGGUGGGCGAGCCGGAGCUAGUGCCGGAGGAGCCGAUCGACGCUGAAGCUGCGACGGUGGAGGGCGGUGAGGAGAAGCCUGAAGGUGAUGCGGAGGAGAAGCCGCAGCACUUCAUCGAGGGCCGAGCUUUCGAGAGCGCGUCCCCUUCGCUGAAGGCGGGCUGCCCCUUCGUGAGGUCUUUGGCGGUGCAAGCGCUGCGCAUCAAGGCCUUCUACCCGGAUCCCACGAAGCCUUUGCCGCAAGCAGGUAGCUUGCCGUCACCUCCGGGCACAGCUGCGGGGGGCAAGAAGGAUGCCAAGAAGGAUGCGAAGAAGGAUCCAAAGAAGAAGAAGGAUCAGCCCGGUGAUGCUGACCCGGAGGAAGCAUCUUACGUCGAGGUGGACCUGAUGCUGCCCUUGGCACCCCUCAUCGUGCAGAAGGGUGCAGGCCUCAUCUCUCAGGACUUCUUGGCUCAGCUGCCGUGUCCUGGACUCAAGGAGUUCAAGGUUGAGGUGCGCAGCAGCGGCCCACUGCUGUCCCCGGAGAUCCGGAAGCACCUGAAUCCAUUGUUGAUCACCGUGGGUGGUGCGCACCAGCUUCCGGAGGAGCGUGACCUCCAGCAGCCACUCGCCUACACGGUUUUAGAAGCCUUUGGAGAGCGCCGGCGAACGGCGCCGCUUGCCAUCGGUGCCAAAGGCGAUGUACCCUGCCAGGCGCAUCUGGUGUACUUCCUGGGCACCUGGCCGCAGCACCAAACCCGAGAGUACUUGCAGCUGGCGAGGCUCCAGGUGGAGGUGCACGACCGAGACAAGGCCAUACUUCUGCCGCCGGCAGAGGAGCCGCCGCCAUCCGCCCCCACGAGCGAGAAAGACGCCAAGAAGAAGCCGCAGUCCGCUCCCGGCACGGCGGAGACGCCGUCAAAGCCGGUGCUGCCGCCAGGUUGGGAACCUUUGGAUGUUCGACCAGUGCAGGAGAUGUGGUAUGGCCUGGCCACAUUUUGCCUCACAGACCUGCUGAACCCAAGGCUGAACCAUCCGCUGCACAUGCGGGCUGAUGUAGAGCCCAAGAGCAAGCGCAGCCAAGGAGGCAGCCGAAAUCUGAAGGUGGCUCAGCUGCUGCAGGGCCCGGAAGCGCGGCAGCUGCUGGCAUCGGUGGAGAAGGCCGAGUUCCAGGCCAUGCCACGGUACCUGGAUGGCACCUGGGUGCGGCUGAGCGCAACCCUGGCUGAGCCCCUGGCCGAGAAGGUGGAAGCGGAAGAGCCGGCAGCAGAGGCAGAGGCGCCAGAGGCGAAGUCGGAGGAAGAGCCACCAGCGCCGCGGUAUGAGCGGUUUGCCAGGCUGGUGGUGGUCGUUGACUACCGAAAGACCACAGUCCUGAAGAGGAUUCUGCAAACAGUGCGGCAGAACAACGCGGAGGCCCUGCAACUGGACCCUGGGCAGGCACGCGCUUUGGCGACCAUCAAGCUGGAUGAAGAACAGAAGGGUCUUGACCUGGACAUCAUCACGGGCUUUGUGGUUAUGGACCGCAUGUGCCGGAUCAUCGUGAUGGAGUGCCUCCGAGACAGCCCCGCGCAAGCGAAACUGCUGGAGGUCUUGCCGGAGGAGACGACGCCCAAGCUGAAGGUGCUCUUCAAUCCGAAGGUGGGAUUCAGCCACCGGCUUUACAUGGAUUUCAACCUGGUGCUGAAGCAGGUGAAGCUGCGGCAGCUGAGCCUUGAGAGCCUCACCCAGCGCCCGGACCUGUGUUUGCCCAGCAAAUGCGAUGUCGAGGUGAGCCGCGGGCUCAACCAGCUCAUGGACAUGAAGCGGGCGGAGCGGAUCCACAUGCUCAAGCUGAUGAGCUCCUUUCCCAGCAGCAGCACCAUCGAGGACAUCGAGACUCAGUAUGGGGACUUUGUGAACGAGAGGGAGCUCCACGGCGGCUGCGCGGAUGAUGCCAAGUCCGCGCACUCCAAGAUGACCGGAAGGACGGGCCGCUCCGGGCGCUCCGGGCGCUCCCGGCGCUCGGGCCGCUCGGAGUCCAGCCGCCCCUCCGGCUCCGGCAGCCGGGCCGAGGAGGCUGCGGAGGUGGAGCCGGACGAAGAUGAUAGCGACCUUGAGGAGGACUCGAUUCACGAUCAGGCGCCUCCCCGGAACGCCAAGAUGGUGAACAAGUCCCCGCUGGAUGCCACCAAUCCCAACUUCGAGAGGUCACUGCACUACCGCAAGCAAGAGCAGCUCAAUCUGGUGAGUUCCAACAAGCAGGCGCUCACUGAGCUCAGCAGAACCAUGAAGGAGGCGGCGAGCCCACGGAAGGUGGGGCCCAAGAAGGACGUGGACAAAACCUUCCUGGCGCAGGACGCGGAGAUCCAUAUCUACUCCGGGCAGGCCAGAAACACCGCGGAAUUGCAGAAGACGGCCCUACGGGAGAAGAUGAAGGGCCAGGAGGGCAACCAGCUGCUGACCUACAGUGCGGAGAGGAACUCGGGCUGCUUUCCCAUGCUGGAGAAGGAUGUGCCCUUGGACAGGAUGCUGCGGCAAGAAGUACCGCAGGAGGAUGGCAGGAAGACUUUCAAGUAUCCAAGCCCCAGACAGGUGGAGGACUAUAGGCGCAUGCCAAACCAAGUCUCGGACGCGCGGAAGGAGGAUCUUCAAUGUCAAUGGGUUGAGAACCAGCUGCAUCCUGAGCUUAAGAUGAAGGAGAUCGUCACCGGAGCCUUCGAUGCGCGGUCGCUGGGUAGCGGUGGUCAGGUCCUGGACCUGCGCCGGCCUUGCCUCUUCGAGCCCUGCCAGGCUGUGCAGGAGGAGAAGCUGCCUCAGAUGAAGUUCCAGGCCCGGAAUGUCAUGGGCAUUGAGAAUGCCAUGGACAAGCACCACAGGACCAUGAUGGAUGGCAAGCCCCAAUCUCUCGGCAUGUGCUUCGACGAGCGGCGCCCUCCCCGUGCCAUCCGCCAGAAGUACGGCAAGCGGCGGGCCGACACAGUGCUGGAGGUGGAGCAACCCCCCAUUUCCUUCCAGCGGGACGAGGAUUACCGCGAGGACAAGGGGACCUACGAGUCCAUUUCUGGCUUCAUGAACGCCGUCCGCAGGCCGCUGGCUCCUGCAAAAGGCGAGUGGAACCACUCGCAGCAUCUGAACUCCAUGCAGAACAAGACGAAUUGCUUGAAGCAGCUUGGGACCAGUGAGUUUAUGGCUGGUGUCACAGGAUCCGCCAAACUCUGCGAGGAGCUGGUCAAAGGUAGCUCUUUCCAAUCUGUCCCGUCGCAGGUGGCGCUUUGA